This is a messenger RNA of Atta colombica, 1261 nucleotides long. Its product is annotated as protein SDE2 homolog. The transcript is spliced from 2 exons. Gene Ontology annotation, cellular component: nucleus. Bases 56 to 847 code for a protein of 263 amino acids. The record is from RefSeq and is a predicted model, not a curated record. Lineage: Eukaryota; Metazoa; Arthropoda; Insecta; Hymenoptera; Formicidae.
UAUGUUCGUACUUGUAUUGACUUGUAGUCUAAAAACAAAUCUUAUAUAAAUAAAAAUGUUGAAUGUGAAGAUCGUGGGAGUAUCCUUGAAAUGCAGCUUCAACACACCGGUCUCUGUGCAAGAAUUAAAACAAGAAAUUGAAAGAGAAACAAAUCUUUCACGUGAUCAAUAUUAUGUCCUGCACAAUGGUCGACUUGUACAGGAAGAUGAUAUCUGCUCGAAUGGCUAUGCAACUGUGGUUCCAAGACUGUUGGGUGGCAAAGGUGGUUUUGGAUCUAUGUUACGCGCGAUAGGUGCGCAGAUUGAGAAAACCACAAAUCGCGAAGCUUGCAGAGAUCUUAGCGGUCGCAGAUUGCGCGAUAUAAAUGAAGAAAAGAGGCUGAAAGCUUGGAUUGAUAAACAAGCCAAGAGAGAGAAAGAGGAAGUGGAACGUAAGAAAAAGAAGUUAGAAAAACUCUGCACCGAGCCAAAACAUGAAUUUAAAGAUCAGCGUUACGACCAGGAACGUGCGGAAUUGACUGAGAAAGUUGGAGAUGCCAUAGAAGAAGGGUUCAAAGCUGCGAGCACAUCGGGUAUCAAAAGGAAGCAGGAAGAGAACAAUAAACCCAAUAAACGCAAAACCAUGCUAGAUUUAGAAAUUGAUUCCGACGAAUUUGAGGAUUCUGAUAAUGAUGAUGAGGCGUUGCCUGUAGAAAGAAUUAAAGCAAAAGAACAGCAAGGAUCAAAUGGCAAUGGACAUUCCAAUAAUGAUACCGAAAAUAUCAUUGAAUACAUCAAGAUAAUAGGAAGCGGACAUUCCAUAUCAUCGAGCGAUAAUCAGAUACAUAACAAAAAAAGUAUUGAGUAAUGCUAUUUAUUAAAAUAAAUACUAAAUGUAUUAUUGAGUCCUGAAUGUAAAUGCAUAAAAAGUACAAAAAAAGAUUAUGUUAAUUAUACUUGCGUCACUUAGAGUAAUUGUUUCAUAUUAAGAUUGAUCUAUAUAAUAAUAAUUGCUUUAUUGUCGGAAAUGUAAGCGCAUAAUUUCAAAUAUCUAUUAAUUAUAAAUAUUAAAUUAUAAGUAUAAUAUUAUAAUUAUAAGUAUGAAAAAUUAUAACUUCUGAUACAAGAAAUUUUUAUGUAUCAUUUCUCGCUUAUAGUAUUACGAUUCUGAUAUGGUUGAGGCGACUUAACAAACAUGAAAUAAAUUACUGUAAAAGAAUUUCUUGUUAUACAUUGUAAUGUAUUAUUAUAUAAAUAUUGCAUUAAACAUAUAUUAUUUUAA